UUAGCUAGUCCCUUCACUUGUGUUCAACGUCCCUUACCAUACUUGCAGCACACAAAUUACACCAAACAAACCAAACAACAUUCACAAACAUAGCAUAAAGAUUAAACCUAGUAAACAACCAAGCCAAACCAAACCUUAAUUAACAAUAAUAACACAACAACACCUUCUUCUUCCGAAGGACAACAACCUCGUUUUCAUUAAACCCAGUUUUUGCAUAUUCAAGUACCGAAAUUGUGAAGGUUUAGUUUGAUACAUAAAAGAGAAAGAAACAAAAAGGAAAACAAUGACGUGGAAAAGUAGAGGAGAGUUUUCUUCUAGUAGAAAUUUUAUAUCACAGAAAUGGACACUUUUUCUUUGUCUAGGAAGUUUCUGUGCUGGGAUGCUCUUCACUAACAGGAUAUGGAGUAUCCCUGAACAAAAUGGACUUGCAAGACCAACAGCUUCAGAAACUGGUAAAUUCAAUGUAGUUUCCGAGGGUUGUAAUACGAGAAUUUUGCAAGAGAUGGAAAUGAGGCGCGAAACUAGAGAUAUGUAUGGUGAAGAUUUCAAGGGUCAUAAUUCCAUACAAGCUCUGGACAAGACUAUUUCGAAUUUAGAGAUGGACUUGGCUGCUGCGAGGUCUGUUCAAGAGUCUAUGCGAAGCGGUGCUCCUGUUUCAGAAGAUAUAAGGAUGACUGAGUCGUCGGGUAAGAGAAAGUACCUUAUGGUCGUAGGUAUUAAUACUGCAUUUAGCAGCAGGAAAAGAAGGGACUCAGUUCGGGCUACCUGGAUGCCACAAGGUGACAAAAGAAAGAAGCUAGAGGAAGAGAAAGGCAUUGUCAUGCGCUUUGUAAUUGGACACAGUGCUACAUCAGGAGGUAUCCUAGACAGAGCUAUUGAAGCAGAGGACAGAAAGCAUGGAGAUUUCUUGAGGCUGAACCAUGUUGAAGGAUACCUUGAAUUGUCAGCAAAGACAAAGACAUACUUUGCCACUGCUGUGAGCUUAUGGGAUGCUGACUUCUAUGUCAAAGUUGAUGACGAUGUUCAUGUAAAUAUAGCAACAUUGGGAGAAACUCUAGUUAGACACCGAUCGAAACAACGGAUAUACAUUGGAUGCAUGAAAUCUGGACCUGUCCUGUCUCAAAAAGGGGUAAGGUACCAUGAACCGGAACAUUGGAAGUUUGGUGAGUCCGGAAACAAGUACUUCCGUCAUGCCACAGGGCAGUUGUAUGCUAUUUCAAACGAUUUGGCAACAUACAUAUCUACAAACCAGAAUGUUCUUCAUAAGUAUGCGAAUGAGGAUGUGUCAAUAGGAGCUUGGUUUAUUGGACUUGACGUAGAGCAUAUUGACGAUCGAAGAAUUUGCUGUGGCACUCCUCCAGAUUGUGAAUGGAAGGCGCAAGCAGGCAACAUUUGUGUUGCUUCAUUUGAUUGGAGCUGCAGUGGUAUUUGUAGGUCUGCAGAAAGGAUUAAAGAGGUACAUAAAAGGUGUGGAGAAGGUGAAAAUGCUUUGUGGAGUGCCUCUUUCUAGGAGGAAACUUUUGGUGAGUUCUUCCUAACUCAGGAAGAACAUUACUACCACAGCAAGGAACCAACCAAGCCAGCAAAAUUUUCUUUUUCCUUUUCUGUAUUUUUGUCCAGUAUAUGUAGAGAAUGUUAAAUACGUUUUUAGUCUCUAAAAUCACGACCUUGCAAGUUUAGUCCCUCAAUAAAUUUUAGUAACGUUUAACCCCUAUUUUGCUUUGUAUAAGCAAUAUUUUGAGGGACUAAAAACAUCAAUUUUUUGUAAAUAUAUUUUAAAAUACGAACUAAAAGUGAAUAUAAAUUAUUUAGGGACUAAAUAUGAAAGGCCGUGGUUUUAUAAAAACUAAAAAUAUAUUUAAUCCUAUAGAGAAAUAUCAUUGUACACGAAAAAACUGGAGUGAGAGAGUGUGAAAGAGAGAAAGAAUACUUGUUCCAUGGACCUUCUGCAUUUUAAGAAGUGAAUGAUCAUGGUUGAAGCUAGAAGAGUUCACACAAGAUAGUACACAUCCAUUCUUUGAUGCUUGAAGAAGGGCCAUUCUAUUUUGUUAAUAGUUUCAUGGCUAUCAAGCUCCUAAUAAAUAGAUAUAUAAUCUGGUGGCUGUUGCUCCCUUUCCAUUUGUCUAAAUUUGAUUUUUUAUUUUAUUAUUA
Cicer arietinum (chickpea) is the source of this 2151-nucleotide messenger RNA. RefSeq names its product probable beta-1,3-galactosyltransferase 2. Gene Ontology annotation, cellular component: Golgi membrane. The record is from RefSeq and is a predicted model, not a curated record. Gene Ontology annotation, molecular function: galactosyltransferase activity. Lineage: Eukaryota; Viridiplantae; Streptophyta; Magnoliopsida; Fabales; Fabaceae.